This is a messenger RNA of Pleuronectes platessa (European plaice), 1519 nucleotides long. RefSeq names its product solute carrier family 35 member G2a (gene slc35g2a). The transcript is spliced from 2 exons. The record is from RefSeq and is a predicted model, not a curated record. Lineage: Eukaryota; Metazoa; Chordata; Actinopteri; Pleuronectiformes; Pleuronectidae. The coding region runs from base 164 to 1519 and encodes 451 amino acids. Gene Ontology annotation, cellular component: membrane.
GGGUGAACGAGAGAGCAGGAGAACAAAUGGACGAGAGGAGACGAUGGGGCGCUGGGGAGAUGCUCGCUAAAUGACUGAGGCUGACGGAGAGAGUGAGGUUCAACCCGGUGGGAUCGGCUGGUCUGCGAGUAAAGCAGGUGUCUGUCUUCUCUGACGUUUCAAAAUGGAGUCCUCUCACCUCCUGGGCAGCUCUAAGAAGAGAGUGAAGAUCCACCCUCACACUGUCACAGCCAAAUACGCCACGCACGCCCCGUACUCCCCUCAGCCUGGGGUGCACACACACUUCCCUCAACCUGGGGACGAAGGCUACGACGAUGCUCCGUCUUUUGAGGACUUUGGCUCUUUCCUGGAGGAGACGUCAGACAGGAAACAGCUGACGGAGAGCAAGAGGUGGCCCCUGACUCUGUUCGGCUCCAAAGACAAGGAUACGGCCCACAAACCUCAGGCUGCCGCGGGGGCAGAUGGGAGCGAGGUGGCGGCCAAAGCAGCAAAGGGGUCUGGGAGAGGGGUAGGGGAACAGCUGGCCAGUUUUGGGGAGGCCUCUGUGUCUGCCUCUCGUCUCACCUGGGUGGGGCUGCUCUGCGCCGCGCUGGCUCACGGCUGUUUGAUCGUUCUGACCCGCCUGGCCUCCGAACGCUUCAGCCUCGGCCCCCUGUUUCUGCUCUUAGUUCGAUCCAUCUUCCAGCUCCUCUCUUUGGCUGUACCACUGCACAGGGGGGAGAACCCCUUCGGACCAGAGGGCUACCGCCUACGGCUGUUCUGUUACGGCAUGGCCUACUCGCUCUCCCUCUGCUGCGCCUACUCAUCGUUAACCUUUGUCUCUCCCGGAAAUGCCACGACGACCUGGCGCCUGGCCACCACGGCGCUGUCGGCGACCCUGGCCUUCCUGCUCCUUGAGGAGAGGCUGGGAUUGCCUGAUGGGAUCACCAUAGCUGCAGGGCUGUGUGGUUUGGGCCUUGUGUUACUUCCCACAGUAGAUGAGAGCAACUCAGAUUCACAGACCGACCCGGUUGUGUUCUGGAGAGGUGCUUUCGGCUGGUCUCUCUCUGCGCUCGCAGGACUGUGGAUGGCACUGGCGCUGGUCGGGUACCGUUCCCUGAAGGACAGGGUGGGAGUGGGCACAGCCUUGUUCACAGUAAGCUGGACCGGCUGCCUGCUCGCCCCAGCCUCCUUGUUUGUUCUCCAGGAGGGUUGGUCCUGGCCCGUGAGUGCCCCAGCUUGGGGCCUGGUCCUGGGCCUGGUAGCCUGCUCGGUGGGAGCCUUCCUGGGGAUGACGCACGCGCUCACACGCCUCCAUCCGGCUCUGGUGUCCGCCUCUCAGAGUCUGGAGGUACCCGUGGCCAUGCUGCUGCAUCUGGCCGUGCUGCCAAUGGUUCCCACUGCGCCAGAGGUCGUCGGGAGCAUGAUGAUCAUACUCAGCGUUGUUUGGCUGGUGGUGAUGAAGCUGCUCCCCUCCCGAGGGGGCGGGCGGCGCCAGCGGGAGGAAUAUGAAGAGAUUCUGGAUUCGCCCAUCAAAUAA